GCCGUUGGCGGCAGGGGUCUGCCGGCCGCGUCCUCCGACUGCGUGGCCCCCAGCAGCCUCCGGCCCGCCCCGCCCCUCCGCCGCGGCGCUGCCCUCCGGCCCGCCGGGCAGGCGGCUUCCCUGCCCGGUCGCGACGGCUCCGCUAUGGGCCGCCGCUGGAGGCGUGGGGCCGCCUCGGUGAGGCGGUCGCUCCCUGCGUUUCGUGCCCGCGGCUCGUGUUGGGGUUGCGAGUGACGGGUGCUGACACGGCCGGUGUGAAGUUGCUCGGUUAAAUAAGGCCUCCUAAGAAUAACAUUCUGUAAUCUCCAAAGAUGACAGCUGUUGCAGUGCUAGAGGAGGUACUGGCUUCCAUUGAAAAUGAGCUGCAAGCAGUGGAGAUGCAGAUUCAGGAACUUGUGGAUAAACAGCAGGAACUCAUUCAAAAGAAGAUGAGAGUAAAGAGUCUGAUAAAGCAGUCCUCAGGAGACCUGGAGGCAGGUGGAAGUAAAGACAUGGAAACCUCAGCUGAGGCAUGGAACAAAAAAGAUUUUCCAUGGUAUGAGAAGAUAAAAACUGCACUGCAGGGCAAAUUUAAACUCCAGAAGUUUAGGUCCUUGCAACUUGAAACAGUAAAUGCUGCAAUGGCAGGAAAGGAUAUAUUUCUUGUCAUGCCUACAGGUGGUGGAAAGAGCCUUUGCUAUCAGUUACCAGCUGUGUGUUCUGAUGGUUUCACACUCGUGAUAUGUCCUUUGAUAUCACUUAUGGAAGAUCAGCUCAUGGUUUUGGAACAGCUUGGUAUUUCUGCAACUUUAUUAAAUGCCUCAAGCAGUAAGGAACAUGUGAAGUGGGUUCAUACCGAAAUGCUAGACAGAAAUUCACAACUGAAGCUCAUUUACGUGACCCCGGAGAAGAUUGCAAAAAGCAAAAUGUUCAUGUCAAAGCUAGAGAAAGCUUAUCAAGCAGGGUGUCUUGCUCGCAUUGCUGUAGAUGAAGUCCAUUGCUGUAGUCAAUGGGGCCAUGACUUCAGGCCUGACUACAAGUCUCUUGGUAUCUUGAAAAGACAGUUUCCCAAUGCUCCCUUGAUUGGAUUGACAGCAACUGCUACAAAUCAUGUUUUAAAGGAUGCUCAGAAAAUUUUGCAUGUUCAGAAGUGCAUUACUUUUACUGCUUCUUUCAACCGGCCCAAUCUUUACUAUGAGGUUCGUCAUAAGCCUUCAAAUAAUGAAGAUUUCAUUGAGGACAUAGUUAAGAUCAUUAAUGGAAGAUACAAAGGACUCUCAGGAAUUGUUUAUUGUUUUUCUCAGAAGGAUUCUGAGCAAGUUACUGUGAGUUUGCAGAAACUGGGAAUCAAGGCAGGGACUUACCAUGCAAACAUGGAUGCUAAAUGUAAGACCAAAGUUCAUAAAGGAUGGGCAGCAAAUCAAAUCCAGGUUGUGGUGGCGACUGUUGCUUUUGGCAUGGGAAUUGAUAAACCUGAUGUGAGGUUUGUAAUUCAUCAUUCUAUGAGCAAGUCCAUGGAGAACUACUACCAAGAGAGUGGACGUGCAGGUAGAGACGACCAAAAAGCUGACUGCAUUUUGUACUAUGGCUUUGGAGAUAUAUUCAGAAUCAGCUCAAUGGUAGUGAUGGAAAAUGUAGGGCAAGAGAAGCUGUACGAUAUGGUGUCUUACUGCCAGAAUAUGAGCAAGUGUCGCCGAGUCCUCAUAGCCCAUCAUUUUGAUGAAGUAUGGGAUUCUGCAAACUGCAACAGAAUGUGUGAUAACUGCUGUAGAGAGAGCUCAUGUGAGAAAAUGGAUGUAACAGGUUACUGCAGGGAUCUAAUCAAGAUACUUGAACAAGCUGAAAACAUGAGUGAGAAACUCACCCCACUGAAAUUAAUCGAUGCAUGGUCUGGGAAAGGUGUAUCAAAAUUCAGGGUGGCUGAAGUUACUCCACCAAAGCACCCUCGAGAGGAACUGGAGAGAAUUAUUGCCCAUUUACUGCUGCAGCAGUAUCUGAAGGAAGACUUCAGCUUCACGGCAUUCGCUACAAUAUCCUACCUGAAGAUAGGACCAAAAGCAGGUCUGCUGAAAAACGAGGCACACGUCAUAACUAUAGAAGGGAUAACAAAAAAGAAAAGUGUUUACAAGGACAAACCAUCUCAAUCUUCGAAUUCAAAAGGAAGCAGAGAAAAUGCUCAGAGUAUUUCAAAGACUGUGCAGGACUCAGUGGUGAAGAAGGCACAGGAACAUAAACGGCCUAACUGUGGUUCGAACUUAAAAGCAAAGAAGCUUAAGCUUCAGGCAGGUGGAGAUGACCAACCAGUGGUUCUUGACUGAGUUUCACAGACUACAUUUAGGAUCUAAUCAUGUUUGGUUCUCCAUGGACAACGCAGUGUGGCGGUCUCCCUGCGAUCCGGACAAGCAGAUCCCUGAACAAGCUGAAAUCUGCUCUUCUGUGAGGUCCAGGGUAGUGGUUCUACUGUAUCUUCCUCACUUCUCUGUCAAGUUUAAAAUUCUGAAUCACACAGUCACUAAGCAACAUCUGGGAUCUGGGCACCUAGUAAGAAACAAACCUGUCAAUGUCUCCAAGUCAGGUUGGCAAUGAGGGCCUCUGUCCCCCACAGGAGGGAUUCUCUGGUAACUCUCAUCUUCCUUUUCUUCAUUGUGUGAACACUUGGCUCAGGGUCAGCUGGCAUUGAUGCAUCCCUCGGUGGAGUUCAUCAUCCUUGUCCUUCUCAGGGCACUGUACCUACUCUGUAAUAGCAGAACUGCAGGUGGAAAAGGAGUCCUUGUGUGUUGCUGGAAACAAGAGGUUUCCAGCCUUCCCUCCUGUGGGAGUCUCCAUCUACUGCUCCUGUGAGGGUAGUCUCGAGGUCUUAGCAGCACAGGACUCGGGUGGUCCUUAGCUUUGCAGCAUCUCUGUGAAGACCCUGUCACCUCCUGUUCCUCCUCCUGGCUGCUACACAGGCAGCUCACCUCCGCCUGCAGCUCCUUCACCUGGUGACUUGGCCCUGCAACCAGAGGACAGCUCCCACCGGUGAGGCUGCUGUGGCCAGCCCCAGGGAGAGACAUCAGGCAUCCGAGAGCUGGGCUGCUGCAGCGCCCUUCCUCUGGAGCCAUGGGUGGGUCAAAGCCUCUGCUGUGCCGGGGCGGCUGUUCCAGCCCACGUGGAUGUCCCCAUCACUGUAGUUUUGAGCAGAGAGAUGUGGCCUGUUUCUGCAAUACUUACACCUACUGCAGCGUAUUUGAGUACCUGAGUGUACUUAAUCGAAGAAUUUCAACAGGGCAUUGUUGCAACAUUGCACUACUUCUGACUUGUAGAGAUUUUUGUGAAAUAUUAUAUGUAUUUAUCCCUUUAAAAUAUGUCUGUUGCUCUUAGAACUGGAUUUCUCUAGCUUUUUAUUCAAAUAGAAAACUACCACUUAUGUGCUUUUCAGAAGUACCUAAAUUUAUGUGUAAAAACAAGACAACUCUUGAUCUCAGCUCUUCCCUUUGUAAAAGUUGUACUUUAUUUGGGAAAUAUAGAAAAAAUGCCACUCAAGAAAUACUUAGCGCUCUCUUUUCUUUUCCCCUUCUUCCCCUGUUGAAUUGGCUUAUAUUCCAACUACAGAUCUGUAUUCUAAUUAGCACUGAGUCUUGGUCAUCCUAAGAAAUAUUCUUCUGUUCUAUAAGCACUAGAACAUGACUGCAUUGAAAGUUGCGUACUUUAAGCCCUAAAUGUGGGCUACAUUAAACUUAAAUCUUUCCGUUUCUGAAUUCUAGUCUCUUAACUUUGCUACUCCACCUAUCCAUUUGCUUAUGUUCCUGUUGUUUGUGGAGAUGAGAAAGCAACUAUAGGAGAGUAUCGCUGCUGGCCUGGGGCUUAAACUAGUGCAUCUCCACCAUUUCAAAGAGCAGCCUGUCUCUUUUGACUCGCCUGUGAUUCCUUUCACAUAACGUCUUGGUCUGUCAAGGUAAGAGCAAGCCAGUGCUUACUGCUGCAAAUGUUCUUACCUCAUCCCACAAAGCUGAGAGGCUGAUGGCAAUUAAAUACCUGUCUGGGUGAACACUGAGUGUGUUUCUCCAUAAUACAGACGUUCAAUGCAAGCUUAGUCAAAACUAUAAUAGUUGAGAGAAGAAAGAUGAUAAAAAUCACUCAGGAUUACAAACUAAGAGUAGAGCAGAAGUUGUUUUUAAGACGUUUCACAAGUGGGAAUUUGGCAAUUCAGAAAUUAUGGUCGAAUUUUAAUUUUGAGGUUUAGAAUUAGAUUGAAACUGGUACUUUUCUGCCUUUCUAGCAAAAAAAAAUAAAAUUAUUCGAAGCUGAACACUCUCAGGACCUGAGAUUGAACAUGGGAAGACCUUAGUGUCCUAGGUGCAAAGGGAUAGACGAUAAAAAGAAUGCUUGAGCUAUUACCUUGGUAAGUUUGGAAAAACAUGAGCUGCUACUGCAAUCCUAGCGUUUGGUACCCAACAAGGCCUUUUGCUGCUACUGAGUGGUCCUUUCCUUGCCCCUCAGGGUUCUGAUUUCCCCUCUAACUUCUUCUAAACUAGAAGAUGAUGUAUAUUAAGCCCCCAAUUCGAGGACUGUAAAAUACUGCUGGGAUAAAUUCAGUCACCAGCAACUGACCCUUAUUAACUCUUUUGAGACUGAUCUCAACCUAGAACCAUGUGACCUCCCUUCUCUCACAUGUACUUCAAGAAGUUGCUAGAACACUACUGCCAUCUUAAUAUCUACAUUUGACUAAUUAUAUAAAAGGAAAAGCUUCAUAAUAAUGGCACAUUUUCAUACAGUAAGUAGACUUGAGGAAAGUGAUACUCUUUUCCAAAUAAGGAGCAAACCGCCUGGCUUAGCACUGCUCCACAUUCAGACAACACAGAAUCACAGAACAGCCCAACUGGGAAGGGACCUUGAAAGAUGUGAUCCAACCUCUUGUGGGAAAGGGAGCCUAGAGGAGAUUGUCAGCACCCUGUCCAGUUGUGUCUUGACACCCUCUGUGAUGAGGACUCUACCACUGCCCUGCAGGGGUUGUACCAGUGAUUGAUUGUUCUCACUGUAAAAACUUUCUUCCUUAUGUUGAAAUAAACCUGAAGGAAUGCUUGAA
Messenger RNA from Aquila chrysaetos chrysaetos, 5044 nucleotides. RefSeq names its product RecQ like helicase (gene RECQL). The record is from RefSeq and is a predicted model, not a curated record. Bases 312 to 2297 code for a protein of 661 amino acids. Gene Ontology annotation, molecular function: 3'-5' DNA helicase activity; nucleic acid binding; ATP binding. Lineage: Eukaryota; Metazoa; Chordata; Aves; Accipitriformes; Accipitridae. Gene Ontology annotation, biological process: double-strand break repair via homologous recombination. The transcript has 16 exons. Gene Ontology annotation, cellular component: chromosome; cytoplasm.